Molecule: messenger RNA, 3012 nt
Organism: Polyodon spathula (Mississippi paddlefish)
Lineage: Eukaryota; Metazoa; Chordata; Actinopteri; Acipenseriformes; Polyodontidae
Product: protein CDV3 homolog
Exons: 5
Coding region: 214-900 (228 amino acids)
Cellular component (GO): cytoplasm
Source: RefSeq, a predicted model, not a curated record
GCUGUAUAUCCGGUUGGUUUUUGGAGCAUGCUAGUCAGCGCUUAACUGGAGAGAGGGAGAGGGAGAGGGUGAAUAAAUCUAACAGUAAUUAUCUGAUGAUUCAGUAACAGCAAAAUAAACCCUAAUUAAGAAAAGCCCUAUAGGAAUAAAGGUCCGUUUUUAAUUUGCUUUGGUGUUUAGAUUUUUUUUAGAAAAAAAAAAAAAAAGAAGAAUAUGGCGGAUAUUACGUGUGGUAAUGCGGACAAGAGCCUGGACGAUUUCUUUGCCAAGAGGGACAAAAAGAAGAAGAAAGGAAAAGAACAAACGGUAGCCCCAGGACUCAUUACGCAAAAGAAGACAAAAAAGGAGAAAGAGAAAUCGACGAAAAACGAGAACCAGGAUACCCAGCAGGAAAAGGAUGAUGAAGAAUGGAAGGAAUUUGAGCAGAAGGAAGUGGACUACUCUGGGCUGAGGGUUCAUGCACUACAGCUAAGUGAUGAAAAGGAGGAAGAGGAGUAUGAAAAGGAAGAAAUGGGUGAAGAUGGGGAAAUGGUCAUGAUCAGUGGUGGAGACAAAAUUUCAGGCCCUUGGAACAAGUCUGCCCCAACACCUACUGCAGCUGCCCCCGUCGAAGAUGAAGUUCCAGAGCCAAAGCCUUCAGGUGUGUACAGACCUCCUGGAGCCAGACUGACUACAACGAAGAGAGGGCCUGCACAAGGACCUCCCGAAAUCUUCAGUGACACCCAGUUCCCAUCUCUACAAUCAACUGCCAAGCACGUAGAAACCAAAAAAGACCGGGAAAUGGAGAAGACUUUUGAGACAGUAAAACACAAAAACAGAGCUAGAGAAGAAGGCGGAGGAAAAGGCCCAUCUCAACAACUGCAGCUUGACAACCAGUAUGCUGUUCUAGAAGACAAGUAACUUAGUGUGCACAACUGUUCUUUCCGGAAUGCUGGUACCCAUCUAAUCACCCAUGGUAACUAAACUACAGCUUUGGAUUACAUCUGCGUUUGCAGAACUGGGCCGAAAUAAAUACACUCAGCUGGGAAAGACACAGACCAACCGUAAGGGCCAUCUUGAAAGUGUUAGCUUUAAAGCACUGGAACAUCGAAGAUUUAUUUCAUUUUUUUUGGGGGGGGGGGGGGGGGGGGGGGCUACUAUGGAUCAUAUUUGUAAAGAAGGUGGUAGCAGAUAACAUGUUUUUACUCUCGCUAUAAAAUGCCAAGCAAAAAAAAAAAAAAAAAUCAACAAGGAGUUUUACAAACUACUAUUUUUUGUAACAUUUCGCAGCCAAUUGGUGGACAUUUUCAUGGCAGUUUUGUUGUGGGAGUUUGGGCCUUCUUAAAGGGUCACUACCUCAAGUGUACACUGUGCACUAAUGGAUACUGUAUUGACCACAUCUUGUUUGGAACCUCAAGAUUGUAAUUCUUUCAUAAGUUUUUGUGAAACUUAAAGCUGAAGACAUUCUGCCGAAGAGUGGAACGGUGUAAAAAACUGUCAGCCAUAAAGGUUAUGAUCUGCUUGCAAGGAUAACAGUUUAAGUGGCCUUACUGUAAAAUACAAUUCUGUGCAUUGUCCUCAAAGGAUAAUAUUGCUUUUUAUUUUAUAGGCUGCAAUUGACUGCUUGGAGCACACCACUUUUAAAAAUGGGGGAGGGGGGAAAAAGUAGUACAGAGCUGUAGUUUGGAUUUAUCUGCAGAAUAUAAAUGUAACCAGUGUUUCUUUUUGUUCAAUCAGUAAAGCAUUGAGGUUAACAUUAAAAAAGGUGCAUUCGAAUUUAACAUUUUCACAAGUGCCUACUGGGGCUCUGUCCUGCUAUUUUUCUCCCACUUGUAAUCUGGUUUAGGUACACCAUAUAGAUCAGAUGUGUUCAAAACAGGUUAAGUUAGCCUGCAUUUUGAUGGCCAUCCUCUUUUUAAAUUCCUGCAUUGUUAGUUUUGUAAGCACAUCCUAAACAAUUCUGCAUGUUGUGUAAUUGUAGUUUUGAGCGCAGUUAAAGAAAGCAAUCUGGGGCAUACAAUCGGUAAGGUCCUUCAACUGAUGUUGCUGUGCCGUAUGGUGAAACAUUGAGGCUAAAACCCUCUGUUCCUUUUACUGUUUUACUUAACAAUUCUUGUUUGGUAAAACAACUAUUUGAGCGGUAGCUUGUGAUCGUCUGUCUUUAGUGUUGGUUUAAUAUUUUUUAAAUUGCCAUGCGAAACACAAACAUGCUGUCUCGGUAGAGCCUGUAGAGGCUAGUUUAUAUAUCAAACUUCAAUUAUGUUUUUUUCAGCCUGGCUGAAGACCUAGUGUUACAUUGUGAAAUACAAAACCUUACUGGAGUGCAAUAGGGUUAUGACUUCAUACCUGAUUGAUUUUAUGUGACACCCCUUUUUUUUUUUUUUUUUUUUUUUUUUGCUGGCACUGUUUUAUUAAGAAUGCUUGUGGGUGUGGUGGGGGGUGGGGUGACUAAUUGCACAGAACUUUAGCAUAUGUUAAAUCCCCCUGCCACCCCAAAAAAAAAAAUUAUAUACACACACACACAUAUGAAUAGAACCUUUGUACCAGGUCCAUACAAUUUGAGGGUGGGGUGGGGGGGUCGGGUCUUGGGCUUUUGAGCAAAUAAGUGAUAAAGUGGAAUAUUUGAGAGAGCUCCUUUUAAUCUUUACUAGUUGGUGAAUUUACAUUUGAGCAAGAACCAGUACAUAUAUUUUUUUAUCCGGUAGAAUAUUCUUUGUUGCCAAUAGAAAAUAUAUAUAAGAUACUGAUUUGGGCCGAUUUGAAGAUACACUGCAGUGAAUUGAUUUUUAGGAUGGAUGGAUCUUUGAUUCAGCAUUAACAUCAGGCCUUAAGUUUAAUCUUCCCUGCAAUACAAGUUCAUUCUUCCCUGCAACUAAACCUUUCAGAUGUUACAAAAUUAUUUUACCCUGUCUACUGUGCAGAAGAUAUUGUCCAUUAAUUUGAUUUUCUGGGACAUGUGUUGUGGCAAUGUCAGAGCAACUGUAGAAAUAAAUAUUUCAAUAAAUCUGCAAUACUUCAGCAGUUUUUACUCGA